Fukomys damarensis (Damara mole-rat) is the source of this 4746-nucleotide messenger RNA. It is a transcript of the gene Ltbp4, whose product is annotated as latent transforming growth factor beta binding protein 4. The transcript has 36 exons. Bases 1 to 4746 code for a protein of 1581 amino acids. NCBI's taxonomy places the organism in Eukaryota, Metazoa, Chordata, Mammalia, Rodentia, Bathyergidae. The record is from RefSeq and is a predicted model, not a curated record. Gene Ontology annotation, molecular function: calcium ion binding.
AUGAGAGAGUCCAUUGUCCCAGCCUGGAUCGGGAGCCCUCAGAGUUGGGAGGCGAGAGGCUGUUGCCUAGCAACGAGUAUUGAAGAUGCCCUGGAUUGCAGGCAGAAGGAAGAAAUUUCGGCAGCGCCCCCAGCAAAUGCUCCAGCCACAGGCCUUGCUGUGUGUCGCUGCUGCCUAGGCCAGACCCUUAGGAGGAGCCGCUGCAUCCGAGCCUCCUGCAGGGUCCGAAGCUGCCCGUCUGAAAAGUGUGCAGGCCCACAGCGGUGCGUGACCCGGCUACCUCCAGUGCCAACCCCCAGUCCCAGUCCUGGUCCCGGCCCUGGCCUGGGGAAGAGGCAGGUGUCCCUCAACUGGCAACCACUGACGCUUCAGGAGGCCCAAGCUCUACUGAGGCGUCGAAGGCCCCGAGGGCCAGGGGGCCGAGCAGUGCUGAAAAGGAGGCCCCUACAGCGCGCCCCCGCCAGCCAGGCCAGGGUCCUCUGCCCUUUGAUCUGUCACAACGGAGGUGUGUGCGUGAAGCCUGACCGCUGCCUCUGUCCCCCGGACUUCGCUGGCAAGUUCUGCCAAUUGCACUCCUCGGGCGCCCGGCCCCCGGCCCCGGCCAUGCCGGGUCUCACCCGCUCCGUGUACACCAUGCCACUGGCCAACCACCGCGACGACGAACACGGAGUGGCGUCUAUGGUGAGCGUGCACGUGGAGCACCCGCAGGAGGCGUCGGUGGUGGUGCACCAGGUGGAGCGCGUGUCUGGUCCGUGGGAGGACGCCGAGGCGGGAGGCGAAUGUGCGUCGCCUUUGCCCGGGCUCCGGACUCAGGACGUCUGCUGCCGAGGGGCCGGUGUGGCCUGGGGCGUUCACGACUGUCAGCGGUGCUCCGAGCACCUGGGGAGCUCUGACAGAGUGGGUGCCCCAGAUGGACCUUGUCCGGCCGGCUUUGAGAGGGUUAAUGGAUCCUGCGUAGAUGUGGAUGAGUGUGCUACAGGUGGCCGCUGCCAGCACGGGGAGUGUGCCAACACGCGCGGCGGGUACACAUGCGUGUGCCCAGAUGGCUUCCUGCUCGACUCAUCCCGCAGCAGCUGCAUCUCUCAACACGUGAUCUCAGAGGCAAAGGGGCCCUGCUUCCGUGUUCUUCGAGAUGGUGGCUGCUCACUGCCCAUUCUUCGAAACAUCACCAAGCAGAUCUGCUGCUGUAGCCGCGUGGGCAAGGCCUGGGGCCGAGGGUGCCAGCUCUGCCCACCUUUUGGCUCAGAGGGUUUUCGGGAGAUCUGUCCAGCUGGGCCUGGUUACCACUACUCGGCCUCUGAUCUACGCUACAACACCAGGCCCCUCAGCCAGGAGCCACCUCGAGUGUCCCUUGGCCAGCCACGAGUUAUACCAGCUACCCCCCGGUCACCCACAGGUUUUCUGCCCACCCAUCGCCCAGAGCCCCGGCCUGACCCCAGGCCUGAGCCCCGGCCUGGCCCUGAGCUUCCCCUGCCCAGCAUCCCCGCUUGGACUGGUCCUGAGAUUCCUGAAUCAGGUCCCUCCUCUGGCGUGUGUCAGCGCAACCCCCAGGUCUGUGGUCCAGGACGCUGCAUACCCCGGCCCAACGGCUACACCUGUGCCUGCGACUCCGGCUUCCGGCUCAGCCCUCAGGGCACUCGCUGCAUCGACGUGGAUGAAUGUCGCCGCGUGCCCCCGCUUUGCGCUCCCGGGCGCUGCGAGAACACGCCGGGCAGCUUCCGCUGCGUGUGCGGCCCGGGCUUCCGAGCCGGCCCGCGGGCUGCAGAGUGCCUGGACGUGGACGAGUGCCAACGCGUGCCGCCGCCGUGUGACCGCGGGCGCUGCGAGAACACGCCAGGCAGCUUCCUGUGCGUGUGCCCUGCCGGGUACCAGGCUGCACCGCAUGGAGCCAGCUGCCAGGAUGUGGACGAAUGCACCCAAAGCCCGGGCCUCUGUGGCCGAGGGGUCUGUGAGAACCUGCCUGGCUCUUUCCGCUGUGUUUGCCCGGUUGGCUUCCGGGGCUCGGCGUGUGAAGAGGAUGUGGAUGAGUGUGCCCAGGAGCCACCGCCAUGUGGGCCGGGCCGCUGCGACAACACAGCUGGCUCCUUUCACUGUGCCUGUCCUGCUGGCUUCCGCUCCAGGCGACCAGGGGCCCCCUGCCAAGACGUGGACGAGUGUGCCCGCAGCCCCUCACCCUGUGCCUAUGGCCGGUGUGAGAACACAGAAGGCAGCUUCCAGUGUGUCUGCCCCACAGGCUUCCAACCCAACGAUGCUGGCUCUGAGUGCGAGGAUGUGGAUGAGUGUGAGAACCACCUGGCGUGUCCUGGACAGGAGUGUGUGAACUCACCUGGCUCCUUCCAGUGCAGGACCUGUGCUGCUGGCCACCACCUGCAGCAUGGCAGAUGCACUGAUGUGGACGAAUGCAGUUCGGGCGCCCCCUGCGGUCUCCACGGCCACUGCACCAACACCGAAGGUUCCUUCCGCUGCAGCUGCGCACCGGGCUACCGGGCACCGGCGGGUCGGCCUGGGCCCUGUGCAGACAUAAACGAGUGUCUGGAGGGCGACUUCUGCUUCCCCCAUGGCGAAUGCCUCAACACCGACGGCUCCUUUGCCUGUACUUGUGCCCCCGGCUACCGGCCUGGACCCCGCGGAGCAUCUUGUCUCGACGUGGACGAGUGCAGCGAAGAGGACCUUUGCCAGGGAGGCAUCUGUACCAACACCGACGGCUCUUUCGAGUGCUUGUGUCCUCCGGGACACCGCGCCGGCGCAGACCUCGCCUCCUGCCUUGACAUUGACGAAUGUCGGGAGCGGGGCCCGGCCCUGUGCGGGUCCCAGCGCUGUGAGAACUCCCCAGGUUCCUACCGCUGUGUCCGGGACUGCGACCCCGGCUACCACGCCGGCCCCGAGGGCACCUGUGACGAUGUGGAUGAGUGCCAAGAAUAUGGUGCAGCGAUUUGCGGGGCACAGCGUUGUGAGAACACCCCUGGCUCCUACCGUUGCACACCAGCCUGUGACCCUGGCUAUCAGCCCACGCCAGGGGGCGGGUGCCAGGAUGUGGACGAGUGCCGGAACCGGUCCUUCUGCGGUGCCCAUGCUGUGUGCCAGAAUCUGCCUGGCUCCUUCCAGUGCCUCUGUGACCAGGGCUACGAGGGGGCACGGGACGGGCGUCACUGCGUGGAUGUGAAUGAGUGUGAAACACUACAGGGUGUGUGCGGAGCUGCCCUGUGUGAGAAUGUUGAAGGCUCCUUCCUGUGUGUCUGCCCCACAAGCCCUGAGGAGUUUGACCCCAUGACUGGACGCUGCAUACCUCCACGAACUUCUGCUGGCACCUUCCUAGCAUCGCAGCCUCAGGCACCUGCCAGCCCUGGCCUGCCAGCCAGGCCCCCCCUGCCACCUCUGCCCCUCAGACCCAGCCCACCCAGACAGGGCCCUGUGGGCAGCGGGCGCCGGGAGUGCUACUUUGACACGGCAGCCCCAGAUGCAUGUGACAACAUCCUGGCGAGGAACGUGACAUGGCAAGAAUGCUGCUGCACUGUGGGUGAGGGCUGGGGCAGCGGCUGUCGCAUCCAGCAGUGCCCAAGCACCGAGACAGCCGAGUACCAGUCAUUGUGUCCCCACGGCCGGGGCUACCUGGCACCCAGCGGAGACCCGAACCUCCGGAGAGACGUGGACGAAUGCCAGCUCUUCCGAGAUCAGGUGUGCAAGAGCGGUGUGUGUGUGAACACCGCCCCAGGCUAUUCGUGUUACUGCAGCAAUGGCUACUACUACUAUGCACAGCGGCUGGAGUGCAUCGAUAACGACGAAUGCGCCGACGAGGAGCCAGCCUGUGAGGGCGGCCGCUGCGUCAACACGGUGGGCUCCUAUCACUGCACGUGUGAGCCCCCACUCGUGCUGGACGGCUCGAGGCGCCGCUGCGUCUCCAACGAGAGCCAGAGCCUCGAUGACAAUCUAGGAGUGUGCUGGCAGGAGGUGGGGCCUGACCUAGUUUGCAGUCGCCCUCGGCUGGACCGUCAGGCCACCUACACAGAGUGCUGCUGUCUCUACGGUGAAGCCUGGGGCAUGGACUGUGCCCUCUGCCCUGCUCAGGACUCAGAUGACUUUGAGGCCCUGUGCAAUGUGCUGCGCCCCCCUGCAUAUGGCCCCCCUCGGCGAGGUGGCUUUGGACUUCCCUAUGAGUAUGGCCCAGACAUAGGCCUGCCUUAUCAGGGUGUCCCCUACGGGCCUGAGCUGUAUGCACCACCUGUGCUUCCCUACGACCCCUACCCACCGCCCCCUGGGCCCUUCGCUCGCCGAGAGGCCCCUUACGGGUCACCGCCCUUCAACCUGCCUGACUUUGAGGACGAUGGUGGCCCCUAUGGAGGAUCGGAGGCUCCUGCCCCACCCAGCCGGGGCACCGGCUGGCCUUAUCGGUCCCGAGACACCCGAGGGUCCUUCCCAGAGCCACAGGAGUCGUCUGAAGGUGGAGCCUAUGCGGGCUCCCUGGCUGAGCCCUAUGAUGGGCUGGAAGCAGAGGAAUGCGGGAUCCUGGAUGGCUGCGCGCAUGGCCGCUGCGUGCGCGUCCCCGAAGGUUUCACCUGUGACUGCUUCGAUGGCUACCGUCUGGACAUAACCCGCAUGGCCUGCGUCGACGUCAACGAGUGUGACGAGGCAGAGGUAGCCUCCCCACUCUGCGUCAACGCGCGCUGUGUCAACACGGAUGGCUCCUUCCGCUGCGUCUGCCGCCCAGGAUUUGCACCCACGCACCAGCCACACCAUUAUGGCUCCUAA